Molecule: messenger RNA, 2319 nt
Organism: Archocentrus centrarchus (flier cichlid)
Lineage: Eukaryota; Metazoa; Chordata; Actinopteri; Cichliformes; Cichlidae
Gene: slc2a6
Product: solute carrier family 2 member 6
Exons: 9
Coding region: 135-1622 (495 amino acids)
Biological process (GO): transmembrane transport
Cellular component (GO): membrane
Molecular function (GO): transmembrane transporter activity
Source: RefSeq, a predicted model, not a curated record
CGGCUCAUCAUCAGCAAGAAGAUCAAGUUAACCUCUUGUACAGGGGUCUUUUUUCAUUUCAGUAUCUUUCGUGGAGAGAAUCAUCACUGACAAAAACAAACAAACACCUCACAGCACAGUCGCCAGCUGCAGACAUGGAUGAAGAGACUCCACUGCUGCGAAACAGGUCAACACCAUCAGAAUCCAAGAUUAAAAACUCUGGGCUGUUCCUCGCCGUUUUCGCUGCAGUCUUGGGGAACUUCAACUUUGGUUACUCCCUCGUCUACCCGUCUCCCGUGCUGCCAAAUUUCCAGAGUCCUGAUGCCGACCCUCGCCUCAAGAUGGACACUGAGCAGGCCGCCUGGUUUGGAUCUAUCUACUCCCUCGGUGCGGCAGCCGGCGGGCUGGGGGCCAUGCUGCUCAAUGACAUGAUUGGACGGAAGCUGAGUAUCAUGACGUCAGCAGUACCCUCAACUAUUGGGUACAUGCUGAUGGGAGGAGCUAUAAACGUAUGGAUGCUCCAAGUGGGCCGUUUCCUAAAUGGAGUUGCCGGGGGGAUGACUGCAGCAUCCAUUCCUGUUUACAUCUCAGAGAUCUCACACAAAAAAGUGAGAGGAGCUCUUGGCUCCUGCCCUCAGAUCACAGCUGUGUUCGGGGCCCUGGCACUCUAUGCUCUUGGUCUGGUGGUACCAUGGCGGUGGCUGGCUGUGGCAGGGGAGGUGCCAGCUUUGCUGAUGGUUUUUCUGCUGGCGUUCAUGCCCUCCUCCCCCAGAAGGCUCCUCUCACUGGGCCGGGAGCAGCAUGCUGAGAGGGUUCUCCGCUGGCUCAGGGGAAGUCAGUAUGAUGUACAGUCUGAGCUCCUUGCUAUACAGCACAGCAUCAACACACAGCCAAAAAUCACAUGGUCGCAGCUGAGAACACCCACCUACUACAAGCCAAUCCUGAUCUCAGUGGUGAUGCGUUUCCUGCAGCAGAUGACGGGCAUCACACCAAUUCUGGUCUACCUGGAGCCCAUCUUUAAAAAGACCAACGUCCCCCUGGCACCCAAGUAUGACGCUGCCAUUGUGGGUUUGGUCCGCCUCUUUUCUGUGGCCAUGGCAGCUAUUUUGAUGGAUAAAGCAGGACGGAAAGCCCUGCUGUACACGUCGAGCAUGCUGAUGUUUGCGUCCACUCUGACUCUGACUAUGAUUUCCCACACCACACCUUGCCCUCCUGGCCCUGCUCCUCCAAACCAAACCACUCUGGACUUCACCUCCAAUAAUGACUUCGGAAGCGGCCCCCAAACUGCAGCGAGCUUGCUGCCUAUCAUUUGCACUGUGGUGUUUAUAUUUGGAUAUGCCAUAGGAUGGGGCCCAAUCACAUGGCUGCUAAUGUCAGAGGUGCUGCCACUGGCUGCCAGGGGUACGGCCUCAGGUUUGUGUGUCACCGUCAGUUGGGUGACGGCCUUCUGGCUCACACAUGCCUUCACACACAUGGUGGACAUCUACGGCCUGUAUGUGCCUUACCUGCUCUUCACGGUGGUUUGUGUUCUCUGCCUGCUCUUCAAUGCUGUGUGCAUCCCAGAGACUCGCAAACGCUCGCUGGAGGAAAUAGAGAACUACUUCAGGACAGGACGCAAUUUCACCAUCAGCCAGGCCAGCUGAGGCCUGCAUCAGUCUGGUCAAAAAAAGUUAUUCACAUGAUGUACUUCUAAAACAGGCACGGGGUCUUAUAAAAAUUAUUUGCAAGUUUAGGAGGUUCCAAUCAAUCAAUGUUAGGUGUUAGACUGAUUUCAGCUAGCUAAAAACAGUGAUCACCAGCUCAAGAAGAAGUUCUCUGUUCAGGACCUUCGUUAAAGGUUAGAGCAACGUGCUUUACAGAUGACUGACAGCUAUAUUUUUUCACAUAAUUACUUUAUCCUGUCUUUUAAUAACUUUUAUACACUAGUUGUUUAUAAUGAGUUUAUUCUGCAAAAUGUAUUUCUACCCUCAGUACAGAAAAUAUACCUCUGAUUGUCUGGGAAGUUUUAUAGAUUUAUAUAUGACAGACCUCUGGGACAGUUUGGGUCAAUGCAACCGCGGAUUUACACACAGGGCAGAAAACAAUGUGACCACCAUUGUGUGACACACACAAGCGAAACUACUGUAACAGAGGUUUAAACUGAGCAAAUACAGCUUUAAACUAAGCCUCCCUGAGUAAGUGGCCAGAUGAAAGCACAGCAGUUCAUUAUUAGGGUUUCAUUGUGAGGAACACCUACUUUUGUGUUCCCACCUCACUACAUAUUAUAUGCACUCAUUUUAAAAUGUACUGUAUCACUAUAAGUGAUGUAAAAGGGAAAAUAUACACCAACAAUAUGCACUC